This is a messenger RNA of Penicillium cinerascens, 2186 nucleotides long. Its product is annotated as GTPase-activating protein GYP6. The record is from RefSeq and is a predicted model, not a curated record. Gene Ontology annotation, molecular function: GTPase activator activity. The transcript has 6 exons. Lineage: Eukaryota; Fungi; Ascomycota; Eurotiomycetes; Eurotiales; Aspergillaceae. The coding region runs from base 21 to 2186 and encodes 721 amino acids. Gene Ontology annotation, biological process: activation of GTPase activity.
CCAAGCCACCACUGCAUGACAUGAGAACUAUUGAGGAGACCAGAAAGAGAUGGGAGAUCCUGUUCGCCGACAAUGACACACCUUCUGAUCUGCGGGCCGCCCUCCGAGCGGAACAGGAAGGAAAGCUGUGCAACGAUGGGCUGAGAUCGAUUUGCUGGAAGGUGUUUCUGCUCUUUGAGGGCCUCGAGCGGGAGGAGUGGUCACAGAAGCUCGGAGAGUCACGAGAGGCAUACAAGGCGCUUCGCGACCAUUUCCUGAAAUUUGUCGAGCAUCCCGAUGAUGUAGAGUCUACUGUUGAUCCGCUGGCGGACGACGAAGAGUCUCCUUGGCAAACGCUCCGCAACGACGAGAAACUGCGCGCCGAGAUUUUGCAAGAUGUCGACCGAUGCAUGCAAGAGAAUUUUUUCUUCCAGGAGCCAGCGACAAAGAAGAAACUGACGGAUGUCUUGUUUGUUUACUCGAAACUGAACCCCGAUGUAGGGUAUCGACAAGGCAUGCACGAGCUGCUGGCCCCAAUUCUCUGGGUGGUUGAUCGAGAUUCUGUUCAACCGGAACCACAACAGUCGACCGACAACAAGGAAGAUGCCUCAAUGCUGGACCUCCUCGACCCCAAGUUUGUGGAACACGAUUCGUUCACGUUGUUCCUUUGUGUCAUGCAGACAGCUCGCAUAUAUUACGAACACAGCGAGACUCGGUCAGCCAAUGGCGAAAUAGAUGUCAUUCCGAUUGUGAACCGGUGCCAGUACCUUCACAACGAGGCCCUAAUGAUUAUAGACCACGAAUUAGCGGAACAUCUGCACGCUGUGGAUGUACUACCUCAGAUCUUCCUGACUCGCUGGAUGCGCCUACUAUUUGGACGAGAGUUCCCCUUCGAUGAUGUCCUCAUGAUGUGGGAUCUAUUGUUUGCCCAUGGACUUCGGUCUGAUCUUGUGGAUUUUACCUGCAUCGCGAUGCUGCUCCGGAUUCGCUGGCAAUUGCUUAAAGCAGACUACUCGGGUGCAUUGUCGAUGCUGUUACGAUACCCAUCUCCUCAACCACAUACACCCCAAACUUUCGUGUACGAUGCGCUCUACCUAGAACAAAACCCAACUGCGGAGCGAGGCAGCUUUAUCAUUUCAAAAUACUCUGGCAAAGAGCCCGAGUCAAAGCGCCCUAACCAAUCCCGUGUGAGACCCGCGCGAACGGCACAUCUCUGGGAAGAAUUCCGCAACCGCAGCAGCAGCAACUCGUCCACCUCGUCACCUACUAGAAUUGGUCCCAAGGGUUUUGAGACGCUUCUUCAAGAUGUCUCUCAUGGAAUUCAGCGUCGCACUGAGUCGUGGGGUGUAGCCAAAGCCGUUCGCGGGGCCGUGACGGAAGCCAGAAGAAACAUGCAAACUAUGCAUUACGAGCCAGGGCCUCGCACUGGCCCCUCACUUCGCAGACCUUCUUCUACAAUAGUACCAAACGCAGUGCCGAAGAAGCCAACGCCCACCGAGCUUGGACUAGCAAAGAAGUUGACUCUUCUUGAGGAAAGGAACAGGGAGUUGGCGAGUGCGUUGGGCAAGGCCCUGGAAGACCUUCGUUCACAACUCGCCACCACGAAGGAUCUUGACCCGAAUGCCAACAAUGCGGUGAUGCAGACAUUGGCUCGAGCUGGGUUCGUCCGGGAAUGUCUCGAGGAUUCAUCACUGUCACUGCCAGUAGCCUCUGCCCCGCAAAACCCUAAAGUAGACGGGGAGAUCGCUGGCUCGGUACCUUUACCUCCAUCACCGCCGGUCUCAUCCGCCGUCAACACUUCUGAAGAUGUGGCGCAGAAGGAUCGGCAAAGUGCGCCUCAGCCUUGCGCGGAUGCUACGGCGCCACGCGCCGAAGGUGGUAUUUCCAGGAAUGUCAGCACCGCCACAAACAGCAAGAACCCUGACGGGCAGGCCGAAGCAGGCCGAGAGAGGUCGCAGCAAAAUCUUGUCCGGCCAUCCCUGUCGGACUCAGGGUUUUCCUGGAUGCUGGAAGGCAGUCGGAACCUGUCAACCUUUGUCAGUUCGGCAUCGGUACCACCGGAGCAGACGCGGCAUCAAGAAUCGCCCCGAAGCAAAGACAGAGGUAGUCCACUAUUCGGCAAUGGCAGAGAAGAGAACCCAGGGACCGAAGCCGAGCAUGAUGAACUGGCACUGCACAGUCUCCACGGGGCUCGGGGCCCGCUGUAA